AUGGCAUCACGCCGCUCAAUACUGGUGGCCGAUUCCGCCGUGGAGGAGGAUCCCAUCCCCACGUAUCGCAUCGACCUCUCCCUCCCCCCAGCCGAGCGCUACGUCAAGUUGGCUUCGGAUUUCGCGCCGCGAAUGAGACAAAUCACGCCGCUAUUUGACACAGUCCUCGAGUCAGUGGUGCCGUGGUCGUUGUUACGCUCCGUUGUGAAGUUUGCGGCGUUGCUCAUUCUUCGGCGGGUGUGUUCAUCUGAAGAGACGCAGGAAUUGGUGGGCAUUUCGAAGGCUAGUGGAGUGGACCUGCAUUUCCUGGUUGCUUUUAAUCUGCUGCUUGAUACUCUGUUGGGAUGCACGAGCGGUGGUGUUUUGACCCGGCUGAAGAAGCGGAAAGGGGGGGAGACGCAUCUGGGAGAGAAGCAAACUGAUGCGGAACCGAUGGCGAGGAUGAUGCAUUUUCGGACUCUGGACUGGGGGAUGCCUGAACUGAGAAGUGUGCUUGUUGUGCUGGAGUUUGUGAGGUCGAAUUCAAAGGAGCCGAGGACGGUGAUUGCGAGGACGGUCACUUAUGCUGGGUUUGUCGGCGUGUUGACCGGCGUGAGGCAGAACCUUUCCAUGUCCCUCAACUUCCGACCAACUCACAAUUGCUCUGCAUUAUCUCUUCGUAUACACCAGAGCCUCGUGCUCCUCGGUGUCCAACCAUCUAUCUCAUCAGUCCUCCGCCAACACUUGCUCCGUCCAGAACACCAUCAUCUCACGAUUGACAAAGUGACUAAAUCCAUCACGGGAACACGUUCCGCGCCCUGCUACAUAAUCCUCUGCUCUGGAACAGAAACCACGAUAAUUCAAAAAGACCUCGUCAGCGCGCAAACCAAGUCGGCAGUCGACUUCAUCGUACACACAAAUCACGACCUCGCGCCAACGGACCCAUCAAGUCAGGCGAAUGGCCAAAAAGAGAGCACUUCAAUCCUAGGUAUGGAAGCCUUGGUCGAAGAAAGCGAGGAGCGAAAGGAUUGCAUUUUGGGCAAAUGGACCGCGCUGGCCAAGAGGCAGCAACGUGACUUGAAGAGAGGAAAGGGGAGAGAAAGCCCGGCGAUUUUCGAACAGACGUUGCAACGGUGGGUGAAGACGUAUCCUAUUAUGAAUGAGUGUACUCAUUUUGGGUGUAUUUUGGAUCCGGGCACAGGGACUAUUCGUUGGCUUGAGAGAGGUGAGAGCUUCGAGGACAGCGAAAUCGUAGAGGAAUUGGUAUAA
Molecule: messenger RNA, 1248 nt
Organism: Trichoderma aggressivum f. europaeum
Lineage: Eukaryota; Fungi; Ascomycota; Sordariomycetes; Hypocreales; Hypocreaceae
Exons: 2
Coding region: 1-1248 (415 amino acids)
Molecular function (GO): hydrolase activity, acting on carbon-nitrogen (but not peptide) bonds
Source: RefSeq, a predicted model, not a curated record